CCUCGCCACUGGCCGCCUCUCCAACCACUGCUCCGCUCGCUCGCUGCCCCCCUCCUCCUCCACCUCCAUGGCGGCCUUCGCCUCCACCUCCCCCUCGCCGGCCAUCUCCGCCUCGGCCUGGCGCAUGGACUCCCUCCGCGCCGCGCUUCCCGCUCUGCGGCCCUCCCCGUCAGCGGCGGCUAUCGGCGCCGGCCUCCGCCCUCGCAGGGCGGCCCGGUUGGGCGCCUCCGCCUCCCCGCUUCUCCGGAGCUCCUUCGUCUCCACGUCCUCCGCCUCCUCCUCCGUAUCUCCCGCAUCGCUCUCUUCCGCGGCCUCGGCGUCGCUCGCCUUCUCGUACACCUCCUCGUUCAACGUGGAUUCAAGCUUUGAGCACCAAUUGUUUGGUAUCGAUGUUCGUGGAAGGAUACUAGCAAUGAGGCACGGGAAACGCAUUCCUAGACUCAACAGACCUCCCGAUCAGCGGAAAGCACUUCUGCGUGGGCUUACCACACAGCUGUUGAAGCAUGGGAGAAUAAAGACUACCAAGCCAAGGGCAAAGGCAAUGAGGAAGUAUGUUGAUAAGAUGAUCACGCUGGCAAAGGAUGGAUCUCUUCACAAGAGGAGACAGGCCCUGGCAUAUAUUUAUGAGAAGCAUAUAGUCCAUGCUCUGUUUGCUGAGGUUUCGGACAGGUAUGGGGAAAGAGAGGGGGGCUACACAAGGAUCAUCCCAACAUUUCCAAGGCGGGGAGACAAUGCACCUAUGGCAUACAUCGAGCUUGUCUAGGAUGAUCCAUUAGCUGCAGUCCAUCCAUUGGUGCUGCUCAGGCUGGUGUCUUCAAAUUGCCUUUUCAAUAUCUGUUUUCCAAGUUAUAUUUUGUACAACAAAGUGUAGAUCACGUGUGGAAUUUUGAACGGCCAAAUUUCAUCCUGUAAUUGCCAUUUGCCAAAGCAGUGUGCCAUUUUGGAUAGGCCUGUGCAAUUUGGUCCUUCUAAAGUUUCAAGCUAUUACUUCUGGAAAGUGUCGUUGACAAUUUUUGGCGUGUCCAAAUGUUUCUUCAAGUUUA
Molecule: messenger RNA, 1043 nt
Organism: Brachypodium distachyon (stiff brome)
Lineage: Eukaryota; Viridiplantae; Streptophyta; Magnoliopsida; Poales; Poaceae
Product: 50S ribosomal protein L17, chloroplastic
Exons: 3
Coding region: 68-763 (231 amino acids)
Biological process (GO): translation
Cellular component (GO): ribosome; cytosolic large ribosomal subunit
Molecular function (GO): structural constituent of ribosome
Source: RefSeq, a predicted model, not a curated record